CGGUUGUUGACUUAACGUCCUUUGGCGUCUUAUAAGACGGUGUUCCCCACUGUGGUUGGAGGCCGGGACGAGGUAAUGUGUUGAACGGUGCAGUAAAAUUUCCCCCCGAAUUUGUUCCUCUGAACAACUCACUUCACGAUAUCAGGCACACAACUAAGACCCAAACCACCACGCGAGAACCGACACAUCACACUGCCUCUUUUCUACCCGAUUCAGAUUUCCUGCUGUAUACAGCAAAAUUGACAAAGGCAGCGAGCCCAAAAAGACACGUGAUUGCGGGAUACAAAGUUUUCUCUCGAAGGCUUCGACGAAAACCACCAACCUUUCACCACUUACACAUCAUAUACAUCUCAACACCAAACCGGGUAGUCUCACAGCCACACCGUUCUAGACUCAGGGUCGAAUUACCAAUACCGCCAAGAUGUCCCAACCAACCCUCUACGAAAUCCUCUCCCUCUCACCCACCACCUCCGACCUCACCCCCGCCAUAAUCAAACAAGCCUACCGCCGCGCCCUCCUCACCCACCACCCCGACAAGUCUUCUUCUUCUUCUUCUUCUUCUUCUGCUUUCUCCUCCUCAUCCACCUCCAACGGCCACCUCAACAGCCACCCCCCUCCAAAAACCAAAAAAUCCAUCUCCUACACAAUCGACCAAAUCUCCCUCGCAUACACCACCCUCUCCUCCCCCACUCUACGGACCCAAUACGACGCCUCCUUACGACGUCUUGCUGCUUCCUCCCACACCCACCCCACAACAACCCUCGGCAAGGGUAAUGUAGUCGAAGACUUCCAAACAGGCAUCGACACCAUCGACCUAGACGACAUGGUUUUCGUACCUAGUACCAGCACUAGCAGUAAUGAAAAAGACACAUGGUACCGCCCCUGCCGAUGCGGCAACGAGCGGGGCUUUGCCCUAACAGAGGAAGAUCUGGAAGAGAAUGCCGACUUGGGGGAGGUAUUGGUCCAGUGCGCGGAUUGUACGAUUUGGUUGCGGGUUUGUUAUGUGGUUGCUGAGGAUGACGACGACAAGGAGGAGGAGGAGGAGAAAGGGGAUGGGGAUGAUGAGGAGAAGAGGAAGAGGUAGUGGGGAGGCAUCAUCAUCAUGGCUAUUAGGAAGACUUGCUGUGGGUAUAUAAGUGGUUGAUCGGGAACAGAAGAAGGAGGUGAGUGGGCUGGAUUGGAUCAAUGGGAUCAACGAAAAGUAGAGGGGUUAUGGUGGUGGUGGUAUUGAGAAGACGGCAUCUGUAAGUGAGUGAUGGUUUAGAAUCUGGCAGGAAAUGUUGGUAUGGUCACUCAAAAGAUACCCGUAUACCAAGACGACUUUCGGAAUCACUAGCUUAGUUUGACGAGGGUGGAGGCAUAAACGAAUACCACUU
This is a messenger RNA of Neurospora hispaniola, 1376 nucleotides long. RefSeq lists its product as uncharacterized. The record is from RefSeq and is a predicted model, not a curated record. NCBI's taxonomy places the organism in Eukaryota, Fungi, Ascomycota, Sordariomycetes, Sordariales, Sordariaceae. The coding region runs from base 422 to 1084 and encodes 220 amino acids. The transcript has a single exon.